AUGGUUCACCACGAUACCACUACGGCUCGGUCGCCAAACGAUUACGGCGCGACCUACGACAAGCGCAACGACACCGGUCUUUUGACUCGUUUCGUCCCGAACAAGCUUAAGCACUCUGGUCUUUAUCGCUGGAUCCUCCGCCUUUCACGAGUUCUGCAAUUCCUCUCGGCAAUCAUAUCCCUCGGACUCUUCUCAGCUCGGCUCCGCAAGGUCUACAACCUGGUCAAUGCGAUCAAGACCCGACGCGGUGUCAACGGCUCGUUUGGCGCGGUAGAGGGCAUUCUGGCAGCGGCUGUUCUGUACACGCUCAUUGCCAUGCUGGUGGGAUUCCUUCUCAAGGGUGGUGGCCCCAAAUGGCUCCGCUGGCUCUCGGUCCUGUUGGAUCUUGCUUUCGUCGGAGCCUUCAUCGCGGUCUCUGUUCUUACUCGACCCAACGGUGGUGCAGCUGGUCCCGGAAACUGCUACAGGAGGGAAGGUCUUCGAGGCUUACUUGGAAACAAUGCGGAUGAACAUGAUAACAGCUGCAACCUGCCCUGGGGUACAUUCAUUCUUGCAAUCAUCAGCACUCUUCUCCAUGCCCUCACGGCAUCAUUCCACGAGGUUCGAGACCGCUACAAGCAGCACCACGUCAAGGAGCAUCGUGCCAGCCAAGACCCCAUGGAUAGAAACAGGGAAGUCAUGUAA
Molecule: messenger RNA, 684 nt
Organism: Fusarium sp. VM40
Lineage: Eukaryota; Fungi; Ascomycota; Sordariomycetes; Hypocreales; Nectriaceae
Source: the annotation of a GenBank genome assembly